GCGCCGUGCACCGCCUCUCACAAUGUCGACCGCCGCCGCCGCCGCCGCUGCCCAGAGCUGGUGCUUCGCCACUGUCACCCCGCGCUCCCGCGCCACAGUCGUCGCCAGCCUCGCCUCCCCAUCACCGUCCUCCUCCUCCUCCUCCUCCAACAGCAGCAACCUCCCGGCCCCCUUCCGCCCCCGCCUCAUCCGCAACACCCCCGUCUUCGCCGCCCCCGUCGCCCCCGCCGCGUGAUCCGGGAGGCCGCGACGACCGCCAGCGAACGGAAGGGAAAAAAAAAAGUCAAAAACUAGAGCCGAUCGUUUGAUCCAUUCGAUAUAGGGAAGAUGAGUGGAUGCCUCUGCCUCCCCCGCUAUAAAAAGGCCCCAAACGGGACGCCAUCGCCACCACCACCAGCAGCAGCGGCCGAAGCGGAAGCAGCAGCAGCAGCAGCGGCGACGAAGCCGUCCAUAGAUUCUUCUUCCUCCCCGUCACUCCUCACCAACAACCAUCCCCCACCCUCCAAGAUGGACGCCGCCGUCGACCGCCUCAAGGAUGGGUUCGCCAAGUUCAAGACCGAGUUCUAUGACAAGAAGCCGGAGCUCUUCGAGCCGCUCAAGGCCGGCCAGGCACCCAAGUACAUGGUGUUCUCGUGCGCCGACUCUCGCGUGUGCCCGUCGGUGACCAUGGGCCUGGAGCCCGGCGAGGCCUUCACCGUCCGCAACAUCGCCAACAUGGUCCCAGCUUACUGCAAGAUCAAGCACGCUGGCGUCGGGUCGGCCAUCGAGUACGCCGUCUGCGCCCUCAAGGUCGAACUCAUCGUGGUGAUUGGCCACAGCCGCUGCGGUGGAAUCAAGGCCCUCCUCUCACUCAAGGAUGGAGCACCAGACUCCUUCCACUUCGUCGAGGACUGGGUCAGGACCGGUUUCCCCGCCAAGAAGAAGGUUCAGACCGAGCACGCCUCGCUGCCUUUCGAUGACCAAUGCGCCAUCUUGGAGAAGGAGGCCGUGAACCAAUCCCUGGAGAACCUCAAGACCUACCCGUUCGUCAAGGAGGGGAUCGCCAACGGCACCCUCAAGCUCGUCGGCGGCCACUACGACUUCGUCUCCGGCAACUUGGACUUAUGGGAGCCCUAAAUCCGACCGUCCGUCCGUUCAGUUCGUCAGUUUACGCCAACGCUUUUGCAUAAGUACUACCUGAGGAUAUCGUCCCCGAUCAUCGAUGUGAACGCGUGGAGUACUACUACGUACGUACCGGAUGGUUCGAUAUAUGUGAAUGCUGUAUUAAGUAAUAACAAGAAAUAUAUCUCCUCUACUUUUUCCUGACGCGGAGUUGUACUGCCUAUGAUGCAUAAUUUGAUCGCAGUGUGAUCAAAAGACAUCAGCUAUAAUGUCUUAAUAAUAUUAUUAUGAAGAGUUUACCUUUUUACUACCUUUUA
Messenger RNA from Oryza sativa Japonica Group (Japanese rice), 1418 nucleotides. The record is from RefSeq and is a predicted model, not a curated record. Lineage: Eukaryota; Viridiplantae; Streptophyta; Magnoliopsida; Poales; Poaceae.